AUGGCCUCCUCAACUGAUACCGAUGAAGUCCAAUACUGCGAAUUGGAAAAUUUCACCUUCCAAAAUGGCGUCACUCUCCCAAACAUCCGCGUGGCAUAUCGGGAUUUCAACCCAACUGGACUAAAGACCGCUCUGGUUCCAACAUGCUUCCGAGGAACAAUCAACACCACGCUCAACUUCACCAAGGGUGUUUUGAAAAAUCACCGAGUGGUUGUGGUCGCACUAUUCGGCAAUGGAGAAUCUGCGAGUCCGUCUAACACUCCCAACUUCCCUGCCAUCCUCGACUACCAAGACUGCGUCCGAGCUCAGCAGAUCUUAGUCAAAGAGCAUUUAAAAAUCGAGUCGCUGGAUGUGGUACUGGGAUUCUCCAUGGGAGGCCAAUGCACCUAUCAUUGGAUAGCGAUGUAUCCGCAAAUGGUCCGACAUGCGGUCAUUAUAUGUUCAUCAGCUAGAACAAGUCUACACAAUUAUCAGUUCUUGGAAGGGCCUAAGGCCGCAUUACUACAUUCCGUCGACUACAACGACAAGAGCCUUCUUGCUAAGGGUAUCGCGCCAGUACGCGGCCUGCGGGCCUUUGGAAAAGCUUAUUCUGCGUGGCUGACAAGUGCAGAAUGGUUCGAUGAGCGUCUUUUCGAAGAGUUUGGCUUCAAGACUCUUGAUGAUUGGUCAGAGGCUGGUGCAAAGGGUUAUGAUAACUGGCAUCCCGAUGACCUGCUGGUCAUGUUAGGGAUGUGGCAGCGAUCGGACCUUAGUCUCGUUGGAGAUGGAAAGAAAACCCUGAAGGAUGCUCUAUGUGCUUUGAAUGCCAGAGUACUUCUAAUACCCUGUCAGACCGACCAAUACUUUAAAUGGGAAGCUAGCCAGAAAGAGGUCCAGGAUCUGAAAUUCGGCGAGCUGGCGGUAAUCCCAUCGAUCUGGGGUCAUAUUGGUGGAGGUGGUGCCAACCCGAAGGAUACCGAGUGGAUGGAUAGCAAAAUAUCUGCAUUUUUGCGCAGCGAUCACUGA
Penicillium verhagenii is the source of this 1005-nucleotide messenger RNA. RefSeq lists its product as uncharacterized. Gene Ontology annotation, biological process: biosynthetic process. The transcript has a single exon. Gene Ontology annotation, molecular function: acyltransferase activity, transferring groups other than amino-acyl groups. The record is from RefSeq and is a predicted model, not a curated record. Lineage: Eukaryota; Fungi; Ascomycota; Eurotiomycetes; Eurotiales; Aspergillaceae. Bases 1 to 1005 code for a protein of 334 amino acids.